This is a messenger RNA of Manduca sexta (tobacco hornworm), 7183 nucleotides long. It is a transcript of the gene fra, whose product is annotated as neogenin. Gene Ontology annotation, molecular function: protein binding. The record is from RefSeq and is a predicted model, not a curated record. Gene Ontology annotation, cellular component: membrane. NCBI's taxonomy places the organism in Eukaryota, Metazoa, Arthropoda, Insecta, Lepidoptera, Sphingidae. Gene Ontology annotation, biological process: cell-cell adhesion.
AAGCACUAGUACCAUUGCUAUGUUCAGGCAGGACUGUAUCAGAAAUCGCAGCUAAUUUCGCACCGCUACAUUUCGUACCGGGCAAUGCCCUUUCAAUAUUGAGUUGUUUCCGAACGCAGUGGUCUUGAAAAUGGCGGAUCGCACGGUAUCGCACCGAUGUAACAUUGUGUGAAUUUUUUUCUUGUAAAUUUGUGAAUUUUAUGUGAAAAUGUGAUAAUGAUGAAUUAAAACCUGCGGUGUAGUGUUGUUUUAGUGGUUUGCACGAUGUUCCGGACAGGGAUUUUGCUCGUUGUCUUUAAAAACUGGAUUUUCUUAUUGGUGGCACUACAUUUGUUUACAUACGCUCAAGGCGGCGAGGAGCAGGAGUCGGGCGUACGUUUCACAACUGAACCAAGCGACGUGGUAGUGGGCGAAGGCGACGGCAUCAUACUGCCGUGCGCGGCCACCGCCGGCACAGGUGUGCGCCCACUUCGCCUGUCUUGGCGACACAGUGCUCUCGCCAUUCCGACCAGGGACCAUGCCAUCUCCGCCGCCGAUAAAUACAGAAAGCAGCUGCUAAACGGGUCGCUGUCGAUCGAAGGCAUGUCGUCGGCGCUGGCGGGGCACUACCAGUGCGUGGCCAGCGUCGACGGCGACAGCACCAUUGUCUCGCGGACCGCUACUGUCUUUCUCGCCGAGGUGCCGGAGGUUUACGUGCCGACGCGGUCGGUGUCGUCUGUGGCGGGUGGAGUGGCUCUCUUGCCGUGUGCGGUGCGCGCGCCUCCGCCGCUGGUGCCGCGGUUCGCCGCGGCGCCUGCCCCUGAGCGCCGCGUCUACGGUGCCGCCAAGCUACACUAUGCGCCGCCGGUCCUCAAACUCAAUGUGACAUGGUUGAAGAACGACAUGCCGGUGAGGCUGGAGAGCGCGCGCGUGGCGGUGACGGCCAGCGGCGCGCUCGAGAUCGAGCCGCUGCGGCACCACGACGCGGCCAAGUACCGCUGCCGGGUCGCACUCUACCACCGCCUCGAGCCAUACAAGACGAGCGAGGAAGUGGAGUUACGUGUAGCAACAGAGCCGCCCGCCGCUGAAUUCCCGCCGCGGUUCGUUGCGACGCCGCAACCUCAAACCGUCGUAGAGGGCGCAUCUGUAACGUUUGACUGCGCUGCCAUCGGGAACCCCAAACCGCAGAUAACCUGGCUCAACAACGGAGUCGCUAUUGACCUCAGCGACCUGGACUCCCGUUUCUACUUGUCGGGGUCGGGGUCGCUGCGCGUGCAGGGUGCGCGUGCGCUGGACGCGGGCGCGUACACGUGCCGCGCGCACUCGCCCCUUGACGCCGUCGACCAUACCGUGCAUCUACACGUGCUCACGGUACCCCGCGUGACGGUGGGAGGCGGUGACGGUGGCGAUGGUAGUCGUAAUGGAGGUGGUGGAGCUAACGGCGCAGUAGCGGUGGCGCGAGCGCGCAGUGACGUCACACUGCGUUGUGAAGCGCGUGCGCGGCCGCUGCCGUCCGUCAGCUGGCUCAAAGACGGCGAUCCACUCACACCCAACCACCACGACAUCGCGUUGUUAGAUGGGACAUCGUUGCGCAUCCAAGGCGUGCUGCGUGUGGACGCCGGCAUGUUUCAGUGCUUCGCGUCGUCCCCUGCCGGCACCGCCACCGCCGCCGUGCGCCUCCUAGUUCUACCACCUGACGACGGGCUGGUGGCCGUCAGCGAGCCUGCACAUAGUAACACCAGCUCGUACCCGCCUGAAGACGAGGACAUGGACUUCCUCGGCGAGACCUCGUCCGCGUACACCUCGGGUCCACAGCUGGAGUACGAUGACGACGACAUAGAUGAAGACGGUCUGGACCUGGACGCGUUACGUGGCGUCAGUACGAACGCGAGCUCGGUGGCGGCGCCGCGCGGCCUGCGCGCCGUCAUUGUCAAGCACCGCUUCGUGACGCUCAGCUGGCAGGAGCCGGAGCACGGCGCCGCCGACGUCACCGGGUACGCCGUCAUUUACAAGGUCAAGGGCAGCGAGAGGGAGCGAGUGUCUCGCGGCGGACCACAGCGACAUGAGAUGAACGUCGCCUCGCUCCAACCGAACACCACGUACCAGUUUUCAGUACUGGCGUACAGCAGCACGGCAGUCUCUUCCCCCACUGAGGCGAUCGAAGUGCGCACGCCCGAAGAGGAACUCUCCCAUGGCCCACCCCAAUCCGUGAAGGCCGAGGCACUGGGACCACAUACGGCGAAGGUGUCAUGGGAAUCCCCACAAGGGGCCGCACCGGAUCGGUAUACCGUGCUGUAUUCAGAAGUGGAAACUGGUCGCGAGCAGCUGCAAGUGGUAGAGGGCGCGACGUCGGUGUCGCUGACGGGAUUGCGCGCCGCUACGGCGUACUCGGUGCGCGUGUCGGCAGCAGGAGGCGCGCCCGCAGCACCGGUGCGCCUGCGCACGCCCAGCGACGCUCCCGCCGCGCCGCCCGCCAAUGUCACGGCUACGCCCACCGGGGCAGAUUCGAUCCUGGUUCGGUGGGACGCGCCGCCGUCGCGCACGCACCGCGGCGCACUCACGGGCUACAAGGUGCGGUACCGCGCGCUGUCCGCCACCACGUCCGCGUCCACCCCCACGCGCCGCCGCGCCGACUCCAUCACCACGCCCGCCGACACGCGCCGUGCUGAACUUCGGGACCUCGACACCGCUACCACUUACCAGAUCCGUGUGUGUGCUAUUAAUGCAAAUGGUUCGGGUCCGUUCAGUGAAUGGGUGACUGCGAUAACCCAUCAGCAGCAGCGCGACGAGACCCGUGUGCCGCCGCAACCGCCACCGCUCACCACCCGCGCAGGCCGUGACUGGAUCUCGGUGUGGUGGUCUGAAGAAGGCGCGGGCAGCGAGGGCGUGGUGGUGCGCGGCUACGUGCUGGGCUGGGGGCUCGGCAUCGCGGACGAGGCCUCGCGCGAUCUGCCCGCGCAUCUACACUCGCAUGUUAUACGGAACCUCAAAUCUAACUCGGAGUACGUGAUAAGCCUGCGCGCGAGCAACUCUCUAGGGCUCGGUCCCGCGGUGUACGCGACCGUGCGCACCAAGCCCGCGGCCGAGGGCGACGAGCUCGACGACGAAGACGACGAGGAGCAAGAGAGGGACGAGGACGAGCCGCCGCCGCUCAUACCGCCCGUCGGACUUAAGGUGAUAAUGCUGAGCGGCACCACGGCCGUCGUGUACUGGACCGACCCGACGCUGCCCAAGGGACAGACUGCUACGGACGGCCGCCGGUACGUGGUUCGCUGGUCCGCUAACGGAGGGCGCGCGCGCACCUUCAACGCAACCGAUCUCAACUGCAUGCUCGAUGACUUGCGACCGUUCACAAGAUACGAGUUCGCCGUCAAACUUAUUAAAGGCACGCGCGAGUCGGCGUGGUCGAUGCUAGUGAGCAACACGACGCUGGAGGCGGCGCCGGCGUCGGCCCCGCGCGACGUGCGCGCCUCGCCCGCCGCGCCGCCCGCGCGCGCCGCCGACCUCGUCUGGGCCGCGCCGCUCAAGCCCAACGGCAUCAUCACCGGCUACGUGAUAAUGUAUGCGGCGCAGCGCGCGGGCGCAGCGGAGGAGUGGACGGCGGUAGCGGUAGUGGGUGAACGCACGCGCGCACGCGUUGACCGGUUGCGCCCGCGCACCUCAUACAGCUUCAAAGUACAGGCCAGAAACAGCAAAGGGCUUGGCCCUUUCAGCCAGCCAAUUCCAUACACUACCGCCAUGGAGACGGGCGAGGGCGGUGGGCUAGCGGGCGCGACGUCCGCGUGGCUGUGGGCGAGCGCGGGCGGCGCGUGCGCAGUGCUGGCGUUGGCGGCCGCGCUCGCGCUGUCACUCUGCUGCCGGCGCAGCCGUCCGCCCUUAUCACCCCUGUCACCCGAUACCAGUACCUACCAGAAAUCUUCUGCGUCGGCGGGCAUCAAACCGCCGGACCUGUGGAUCCACCACGACCAGAUGGAGCUCAAGCACAUGGACAAGGGCCUACACAGCUCCGCCAGUAAGAUAUCAGCGGGCAGCACGGACGGCGCGCUGAUGUCGUCGACGCUGACGCUGGGGCGGUCGGCCCCCGGCGCCCCGCGCCCCUCCGCCGAGUACGAGCCCGCGCGCCACCAGCCGCCGCCGCCCGCCUCGCUCGACCGCAGACACUACGUGCCCACCUAUGUCGACCGCAGCUCGCCCGCGGAGGACGCGUCGCGCGGCUCGCCCGCCUCUCUGUGCAGCUGGCGGCGGACAGACAACUGCGAUUGUUGCGCGCCGAUGACGGGCAUGGGCGUGGGCGUGGGCGUCGGCAUGGGCGGCGUGAGCUGCACCUCCACCUGCGACCGGCGACAGCACCGCGCGCCGCAUCCUGACCAGAGCACGCCGCUGCUGGCGGGCGUGGCGCCGCUGGGCUCGCCGCAGUCCUCGCUCGCGUCGCUGGCUCCGCUGCACCCGCACCCGCCGCAUCCGCCGCCGCCGCCUUGCGGGUCGGGCGCGUGUCCGCUGGGCGCGGCGUGCUCGGCGCCGGGCGGCGUGGGCGUGUCGGUGGGCGGCGACGUGUACGCGGCGGCCGCAGCGGCGCGCGAGCGUGGGCACUACGUCGCGUACGAACCGCUCGGCCACUACACGCAUCGCGACUCGCUGAGCAGCGAGGGUGGUGUGGGAGGCGCGGGCGGCGGCGGUGUGUCGGGCGGCGCGGGCGGCGUGGGCGGCGCGGCGGGCGCGGGCGGGGGCUCGCUGGGGCGGCGCGCGGCGGCGUGCGGCGCGCUGCACAGCUUCGCGCUCGCCGACAGCGGCUCCGACCGGUCCUCACCCGCACACCACCCCCACUCCAGAGGGAGCGUGCGCGAGACAUCGCCGUAUAAGAAAAGUGCCAGCUCGUCACCAGGUCACGUGCCCAACCGACUGCAGCUUGGCGGCAACGUGUCUCACUGCGCGGAGGAGCUCGAGCCCCUGACGCCGUCGCGCUCCACCGAGCGGCUCAACAGAGAGAUGCAAAACCUCGAGGGUCUGAUGAAGGACUUGUCGGCCAUCACGCAGCACCAGUUCCAUUGCUAGUGCCGCGCCCGCCCGCGCUGCCACUGUCGCUGCUGGUCCCCCCCGCCGCCGCCACCGCCGCCGCCCCCCUACUGCCAUGGGUGCCGCUGUCACAACUAGACGCGGCCAUACCCGACGGAAAUGAUACUCCUCAAUUGUACAUAACGAAGUUAAGACGAACCGAGUCAUAUAAUGCAUUUAAUAAUACAGAACAAUCAUCGCAAUAUAUAAACCAGCAGUGCUGAUAUAUUCGAGUGUCGGAAACGAACUGUUUGAAUUAAAGUGACGGGCACAAAUAUCGACAUAUUUAAGAACAAUUUAACAACGACGUGAACAACAUUAGACUGUCUAAUUAACUUGUGUGAGUGCUGUGGAUUUGGUGAACGAGUAUGAUGAACGUGUGCCGUAUACACGCGCACAAAUAAAACUAACGUUCAGCGUAACGGAGCUGUGGCGUGAUUGGUCAGUGUGUUGAUCACGUGGUAUCGCGACCUUUUGAUUGGUUAGGGUCUAACACGUGAAUACGUACGUGCCAUCGGAUCGCUGUUGUAACGGUUGUGUACACGGUGAUGUUCGUUUAUUGAAUGUAAGUGUACAUGCAAUUUAUAUUAUAUACUAUUUUCGGCAGUUGACAUAAUACAACUAACUAGCGCAUCGUCAAAUUUGUAUAAAUUUUAUGCUGUUCAUGUCGAAUAGAGAAUAAUAUUAAAAACUAUGACAAAUCUACAUUUUACAGUUCCAAUGAAAUGACGAAUGAAAAAAAGCAACCAGAUACCUGGCACCUUUACACCAUGUUUAUUAGAGAAGUGAUUAAAUUUAUAUUAUUUAUUUUGGAUGCACUUAUACAAAAAAUCCAUUUUUCCUCGAUUAUAGAAUUUUUUCUGAUAUUAAUACGUCCUAUUAUGAAAUAAUAGCACAAAAUUGUGUACAGUCAGCCACAAAAUUUGCACAACAAAUUAAAAAUUUCAAAUCACCUGUUGUCUCUGUAUCAGUAAUCGUAUUCAUUUACUAAAAUAAACUUUGAAGAGACCACUUCAUAAAGAAAGAAAAAAACAAUAUUUCGCUUGAAGUUAAUGUGAAAAGGCGUUUUGAAGUAUUCAAUUUGUUCAUCUGCUUUUGUGGCUAUCUGUACUAUAAAUAUGUUUCCAAACUUUAUAAAAUUGAUUUAAGAUGUUAUGUUCUUAAUCUUAGAUUUUUGGAGUGACAUUUUAGGCCAAGCAAGAUUUAUGAUAAACAUAUUAAUGUAAAUAAUUUAUUAAUUGUAAUAUACUUAAUUUCUUAAGAAAUAUGAUUUGUCUGAACAUCUAACCUAAGCCGCGUUCUAUACUUUCGCCCAGACUUCAAAACUUGAGAAGGCGAAUACAUCAUACAAAUUAUAAUGAUGCGGUAAUUUUUCUUCUACAUGAAUAUUUGACCCAAAAAUAUUUGUAUUGGAUAUUAAAGUAUUUAAAACUUACGACAAAGAAAAACUAUGUCCAUAACCAGAACUAGGAGUAUGACUUUAGGUGUUAUUAUAAUUUUAAAGCUGGCAAUGCCAUAUCGACCUUGUUCUAAUAACUUAGUAAAAAUAUCAAUCGACAAAUAUCAACAGUGUCGCAAGAACUUUCCUGAAAUAAAAUGAUUAUAAUAUUAAUUGAUUAUAACUUUAACAAUAGUCCGCCAAGUUUUGCGCGUUGCGUAUACGCAGCCCGAGCCAGACCAGCUCAAGUAAUCGUCGACGAUGGCCUACGAGUUGCUCAACACGUUCUUCGAGCGGUCACCGCGCUGUACGACCGCAACUUUACUUUAUGUAACCACUUGUAAUAUGUAUGUUGUGCUGUAAGAUUUUUUAAUGUAAAGCUAGUCAUAUAGUCCCUGUAUACAUAGUUAGGAUUUUGAAAUAUUUACGACCACAAGUAAAUAGUAUAACAGUAAUUAAAUAGUAUACAGUUUUUUGUAUUGCUCACUUUAAUGGUGCGAUUGAAUGACGCGUGAUAGCACAAACUCAGUGUAUUUCGAUUAUAUUAAUGGUAUUCACUGGUAAUGGUAAUUACGAAUAUUCUACUAACGAAAAAGAAUGUUAUCCAGAUUCUGCGUGGAUAGAGCUUCCAAUGCCUAAAUGAACAGAACAUGGGAUGCUUAAAGAUUUACAAUACCUUAAUAGUAUAGAAAUCGAAUAAUGUAUAACAGGCUC